Messenger RNA from Amphibalanus amphitrite, 3783 nucleotides. RefSeq names its product ubiquitin-protein ligase E3C-like. The transcript is spliced from 2 exons. Lineage: Eukaryota; Metazoa; Arthropoda; Thecostraca; Balanomorpha; Balanidae. Gene Ontology annotation, molecular function: protein binding; ubiquitin protein ligase activity. The coding region runs from base 261 to 3389 and encodes 1042 amino acids. The record is from RefSeq and is a predicted model, not a curated record. Gene Ontology annotation, biological process: protein polyubiquitination; ubiquitin-dependent protein catabolic process.
GAUUUGCUUAUAUUUUUUUUACGAUGAUGCCGAUGAUGCGAAUGCGUGGGGAAUUUCUGGAGAAUUCAACUUGACAUCGCGGUGGUAGCGUGCUGGAGGAUUGACGUACUCUUGUCAUCUUGAGCGGUCAUUGUUUUUUUUUUGCAAAAUUUUGACAUUUACGACGCUGCGUUUCUAUUGCUCCCGAAAGGUGCAGCGUUGGUCGAGGUGACCAGAGGCCGGGUGUACUGCUGAGUGGGCUGCCGCCGAGUCCGCUCACCAUGUACAGUUUCGAGGGUCAGUUCCGGCGGCGGCCGCAGGUGCGGCUGGGCGGUGCCAGCGGCGCUGAGAGGCGGGAGCAGGCCAUUCAGCGCGCGCAGCUGGAGCGCAGCCGGCGCGCGCAGACCGAGCGCCACCAGCUCUGCGCCGGCCGACUGCAGGCGUUCGUGCGCGGCUGUCUGGGCCGUGCUCGGCUGCGGCGCCGGCUGCGGGAGGCGUUCGACGCCGAGUGGACGGCCGAGCGGGCAGCGCUGUCGGCGGCGGCGGCGCCCGACGCCAGCCUGGUGCGGCGACUGGCCGCGCGCCUCUGCUGGUUCUACCGGGCCGACGAGGAGGACUGGCGCCGCCUGGUGGCGCUGUGCCAGCUGCUGCUGCGACACGCGCCGCUGCGAGACGCGCUGGCCGGCAGCUACCCGCUCAGUCGGCUCCUGCUGUUCUGUGUGCAGAGUCUGGGCGGCGCGGCGGACGGCGGCCGGUCGCUGGCGGUGCCGCAGCGUCUGCUGGAGGUGUCGCUGGACGGCGCGGCGGCCGCGGCGCACCUCCAGUACCUGGUGCCGCGCUCCUACUUCGGCCACAUGCGCCGGCUGCUGGAGGCGCGCGUGCCGCCGCUGGAGGAGGACGCCGUGCAGGCGCCGGUGCCGCAGGCGGCCGCCGUGCUGCUACUGCUGCAGCAGCCGCUCCGGCUGGCGCAGCGGCCCGGACCGCUCUCGGACGUUAUCCUGGCCGAGUUCGCCGGCUGCUUCCUGCAGCCGCGCUUCUCGUCCCAGGUGCGUCACUGGCUACUGCCGGCGCUGGCCGCCGACGGCACGUUCCCGCUGGCCCGCUGCCUGCAGGUGCUGUCGGCGCGCCGCCAGCAGCUGCCGCCCAGCACCUGGCUGCUGUUCUCGCUGCUGGCACUGGGCCGAGACGCGCUGGACGCACAGCCGGCCGAGGUGCGCCUGCUCUACCUGGAGCUGCUCGACUGGGCGUCGGCGCACCUGCGGCCACGCUGGAGCUCAGAGCGCGUCGAUGAGGACGACUCUGACGACGAGAUGGCUGCGGCCGAGUCGCCCGAGCAGCGCCAGGAGGCCGACACGCUGGAGGAGGCGCUCGCCGUGCUGGACCGGCCGGCUCACGUGCAGGCGCUCCGGCGGCUGGUGGACGACGCGGCGCCCGAGUCGGGCGCGGUGCGCGCGCUCUGCGGCCUCUGCUACCACCUCAUCAGCCGGGAACGGCUGGCGCUGCACAAGUACCGGCUGCUCUACACACUGGCCUUCUCUAAGUCGUUCCUGCGCCGGCUGUGGGCCGUCGUGGAGCAGUGCUCGUCGCCAGCGUCGCUGUUCGGUGAGCGCCGCUCGCUGCUGCAGACGGUGGCGGCAGGGACUGACCUGCCGGCUGACGAGCGCGAGCGGCUGGUGCCGCCGCUGGCCGCCUUCUGCGCGCUGUUCGCGCACAUGCUGGUCACGCUGCAGGACGGCGAGCUGGUGGGCGCGGCGCCGCUGUUCCCGCUGCCGCAGCUAGUGGCCAUGUCGGCCGCGCUGCGGGACGUCUACCUGGGACUGGUACAGCUGGCCUACCCGGACCUCCAGCCCAGCGUGUCGUCCACGUACUCCUCAGCGCUGCGGAGCGUGGGCGUGCCGGCGGCGCGGCCGACGGAUGGCGAGGCGGCCGCUCACUGGACCAGCCUGCUGCGCAGCGUCAACGCGCUGCUGUGGCAGCUGCAGUCGAGGGACGCCCGGCUGGCCUUCUGUCCGCCCGGACACUGGUCGGAGCGCACUCAGCCGCUCACGGCCGAGCGCAUCCCGGAGGUGGUGGCGCUGUUCAAGGCGGACCUGCAGGCGUUCCGGCCGUUCGCCGGCCCUGUGCGCUACUCGCGGGACGAGCUGGAGGCCGGCAGUCCGAUCGUGAGCUCGCGGGACGUGCGGAUGAUGCUGCUGCUGCGCCAGCUUCCCUUCGUCUUCAGCUUCCCGCAGCGGGUACAGCUGUUCCAGGAGCUCAUCCGGCAGGACAAGCACGGUGCCCAGUCGGAGCUGGAUCACUUCAUGGCCGGCGCCGGGAACGCCAUCAACUGUAACAUCCGCAGGAACUACAUCUACGAGGACGCCUUCGAGAAGCUGUCCCCCGACAAUGAGCCGUCGCUGAAGCCUCGCAUGCGCGUCAAGAUGGUAAACGCCAAAGGCCUGGACGAAGCGGGUAUCGACGGCGGUGGCAUAUUCCGAGAGUUCCUCUCGGAGCUGCUGAAGACGGCGUUCGACCCGAACCGCGGGUUCUUCCGGACGACCAACAACAACCAGCUGUACCCGAACCCGCAGGUGGAGCUGCUGGUGGAGCGGCCGCUCGACCACUACUUCUUCAUCGGCCGCGUGCUCGGCAAGGCCAUGUACGAGCAGAUGCUGGUCGAGCUGCCGCUGGCCGCCUUCUUCCUCACCAAGCUGCUGGGCCGCCACUCGGACAGCGUGGACAUCCACUACCUGGACUCUCUGGACCCGGUCAUGUACAAGAACCUGCUGUACCUCACCACCUACGACGGCGACGUUUCCGAGCUGGGUCUCGACUUCACCGUCAACGUCACAGAGCUCGGCGAGAGUCGCAUCGAGGAGCUGAAGCCGGGCGGCGCCGGUGUGGCCGUUACCAACGCCAACCACAUCGAGUACGUGCAUCUGGUGGCCGACUUCAAGCUGAACCGCCAGAUCCAGCGACAGUGCGCGGCGCUGCGGCGCGGACUGGCCGACGUGAUACCUCUCGAGUGGCUGCAGCUGUUCGAUCACCGGGAGCUCCAGACGCUCAUCUCGGGCGCCGCCAUCCCGGUGGACGUGGCCGACCUGCGCGCGCACACCAAAUACUCGGGAGGCUACUCGGACGACCACCCGGUCAUCGAGACGUUCUGGCGCGUGGCGGCCGGUCUCACGGACCGGCAGAAGACGCAGCUACUCAAGUUCGUCACGUCGUGCUCGCGGCCGCCGCUGCUCGGUUUCCGCGAGCUCUACCCGCCGCUGUGUAUUCACUCUGCCGGGGCUGACGACGCCGACCGCCUGCCCUCGGCCAGCACGUGCAUGAACCUGCUCAAGCUGCCAGAGUAUAGGGACGAGGAGACGCUACGCAGCAAGCUCUGCUAUGCCAUAGAGUCCGAGGCGGGAUUCGAGCUCAGUUAGGACGGUGUAAAGGGAGCAGUGACUCGAGGUGACCCGGGCGGGGAGGGUGUCUGCUAAAGGAGUCUCCCAGCCGUCUUGGGCGGGAUUAAUGCGCGGGUGUCUCGCGCAACUGUGAUCGUGACGCUUGUCUAUUCUGGAAAGCUCCGAGGGGCGGUGAUGACGUUCUCGAUGACCGAGUCCGCCGGUGAUCGGUGUGCGGUCGGGGGGCGACCGCGACAACCGGCGGAACCGAGCAGAACGGGACAUUACAUAUACUGCGUACAGUGGUCGGUCCACGACCCAGCUGUCUGAAUCGUGCUGUUGUGUUAGGAAACGUCGCUCCUGUGUUGGCGAAUAGUGAAUUGCCUAUAACCAGCCAGUUGUAUUUAUCGUAAUAUAUCUUUAAACAAAUGUA